GAGCAUCGGGCCGUAUAGUGUGAGACCUGCAUCGUGACCUAUGAACUUCUAACCCCUGCGAGUCAAUCGUACAGUUUGAGCAGAAGCUGAAUAACGCGACUGAAAAAAAUCGCACAGUGUCUGCCCAGCAUAACAAUCAUGUAACCGAUGGUCCUUCCUGUGUUCGAGUGAUCCACGUACUUGUGUACGUGUUGAAACAGCCGACAGAGCAAGGAGUGGACAAGAAGAGUUGUUGUUUACGAGUGCUUGAAGAUGAAUAAUUUGGAGGAAGAGGAGGAUGGAACAUCAUCUCUCAUGCCCAGCUGUAUGUCUAUGGCCAGUGACUGGUCCAAAGGUCGUCCUCCAAACUUCAGUAAUGACUCGGGACCCCCAGACACGAAGGGAAACAAUAAUUUGGAGGAAGAGGAGGAUGGAACAUCGUCUCUCGUGUGCAGCUGUAUGUCUAUGGCCAGUGACUGGUCCAGAGGUCGUCCUCCAAACUUCAGUAAUGACUCGGGACCCCCAGACACGAAAAAGAACGAGUAUGUGGAGAAGCCAAUGUCCUGCUGUGCUUCGUGUCAGGCUGUCGUGAAUGACCCAGUCUCUACCAUCUGUGGACACUUGUUCUGCAAACAGUGCAUCGACUUGUGCCCGGACUCUGAUUCAUCAAGAGACACUUGUCCCCUGUGUGGAAAAAAAUCCAGAACCAGUUCUGGACUUUGGACAGCCAGUAGAAACAGCUGUGUGCAAAUAGAUGAUGGUCUUCAGGAAGUUUUCGAUGAACAUAAAAUCUGUUUGAAGAUGCGAUGUCAAUCUGUGACUGAGGGAACUGAUAAAACAGGAGGUGGAACUCUCCUCAACGCAAUCUACACUGAGCUCUACAUCACAGAGGGACAGAGUGAGGAGGUUUAUACCCAACAUGAAGUGAGGCAACUUGAGAGAGCUUCAAACAAGAAGACCCUCCAUGAUGCUCCAAUUAAGUGUUGUGAUAUCUUUAAAGCCUUACCCGAACAACAAAUGCAAAUAAGAGUGGUUCUGACCUACGGUGUUGCUGGUGUUGGAAAAACAUUCUCAGUGCAGAAGUUCACUCUGGACUGGGCAGAAGGUUUGGAAAACCAAGACAUCAGUGUGGUGACUCUGCUUUCAUUCAGGGAGCUGAACCUGAUCAGACAUGGGCAGUAUAGUCUCCUGGAGCUGCUCCAGGUUUUCCAUCCAACAUUACAGAAGGUCACAGCAGAGAAGCUCGCUGUCUGUAAACUUUUGUUCAUAUUUGAUGGUCUGGAUGAAAGCAGACUUUUACUGGAUUUCACUAAGAGGGACGUCAUGUCUGAUGUCACACAGAAGUCAUCGGUCAAUGAUCUGCUGACAAAUCUCAUUGAAGGUAAUCUGCUUCCUUCGGCUCUCAUCUGGAUAACUUCCCGACCAGCAGCAGCCAAUCAGAUCCCCCCUACAUGUGUUGACCGUGUCACUGAAGUGCGAGGUUUCACUGAUGCUCAGAAAGAGGAGUACUUUAAGAAGAGAUUCAGUAAUGAAGAGCUCUCCAGCAAAAUAAUUUCCCACAUCAAAUCAUCCAGCCUAAACGUCAUGUGUGGAAUCCCAGUCUUCUGUUGGAUCACUGCUACAGUUGUGGAGCACAUGUUGACUGCAGGGCAGAGAGAAGAGCUGCCCAAGACCAUGACUGACAUGUUUUCACACUUCCUGUUGGUACAAACAAAAAGGAAGAUUCAAAAGUACCAUAAGGGAGAAGAAGCAAGUCCACAAGAGCUGAUGGAGGCUGACAAGAAAGGUCUUUUAAAGCUGGGGAGGCUGGCGUUCGAACAUCUGGAAAAAGGAAACCUCAUGUUCUACCAAGAAGACCUGGAGCAGUAUGGUGUGGAUGUCACAGAGGCCUCGGUGAACUCAGGACUUUGUACAGAGAUUUUCAAAAGAGAGUGUGUGAUCUUCCAGAAACCAGUCUACUGCUUUGUUCAUCUGAGCAUUCAGGAGUUUCUGGCUGCUGUCUACAUGUUCCACUGUUUCACCAAUAAAAAUACUGAUGUUCUGCAGGACUUUAUAAAUAUAAAUUCUUUUCUUGAGAAAACCUCUAAUUGUUCCAUCCCAUCUCUGGAUGUUUUUCUGAGCAGAGCCAUGGAGAAAUCUUUGCAAAGUAAAAAUGGCCAUCUGGACCUGUUUGUUCGCUUCCUUCAUGGCCUUAGUCUGGAGUCCAACCACAGACUUUUAGGAAGCUUACUGGGUCAUUUGCAAAAUAGUCCAGAAAUCAUCAAGAGAAUUAUAAACAACCUCAAGAAGAUGAACAGCGAUAAAAUAUCUCCUGACAGAAGCAUUAACAUUUUCCACUGUCUGAUGGAGAUGAAUGACCUCUCAGUACAUCAGGAGAUCCAAGAGUUCCUUAACUCAGAGAACAGAUCAGAGAAGAGACUCUAUGAAAUCCACUGCUCGGCUCUGGCCUACAUGCUGCAAAUGUCAGAAAAAGUUCUGGAUGAAUUGGACCUGAACAAGUACAACACAUCAGAGGGGGGGCGGCAGAGACUGAUCCCAGCUGUGAGGAACUGCAGAAAGGCUCUACUUUCUGACUGUGGAAUUUCGAAGACUCACUGUGAAGUCUUGGCCUCAGCCCUGAAGUCCAAUCCCUCCCAUCUGAUAGAGUUAGAUCUGACCUUCAAUGAGCUGGAGGACUCGGGACUGAAGCUGCUCUCUGCAGGACUGGAGAGUCCAAACUGCAGAUUGGAGACCCUGAAACUGUGGCACUGUGGAUUGUCAGAGAUUAGCUGUGCUUCUCUGAGCUCAGCUCUGAAGUCCAACCCCUCCCAUUUGAGACAUCUGGAUCUGAGUUACAACAAGCUGGAGGAUUCUGGAGUAAAGCAGUUGUGUGGUUUUCUGGAGAGUCGACCCUGUAAACUGGAAACUCUGAGACUAAGGGAAUGCUCUUUGUCAAAGGCCAGUUGUACUUUUCUGGGCUCAGCGCUGAAGUUAAACACCUGCCACCUGAGAGAGCUGGACCUGAGUAGAAACGGCCUGCAGGAUUCGGAUAUGAUUCAGCUGGUGAAUCUUGUGAAUAAUUCAAAUUACAGACUGGAGAAUCUGUGCAGGAGCGACUUGUCGGUAACAGUUGUCUGCUGAGCUUUGACGAGCUCUGCCCUGAUGAUCUGGAGAGUUUUAAACAGCAGCAGGAAUUUGUCCAUAAGCAUUUGUUGACUCAGGCCAUGGAGUCAAAAGAAAAACUUCAUCCGGCAGUGGCUUCUAAAGGAAUCAGAAGAAGUGCAAAUGACUGUGUUUCAGUGUGAACUGCCCUAAAAAGUGCAGACUCAAUAAGAAUUAUUCACAGACAUUAUGCAAACACAUAUAUGUGCUUAAACUGUGCAUAUGAAUAUUUCUCCUGCUAAUCUGGGAUUCUGUUCUCUGUUCCUGAACUUGCUUGUAAUGAGCAGGCAUAUUUAGAACUACGUCAGACUAUGUGUCUAUACAAAAGAUGAACUGUCUUAGGAAGUAUAUUUAAUAUUUAUCUGUUACGAAUGUAUUUGAAUCCAUCCUUACUGGAAGUUGUCAGUUACACUCAUUUCUCGAUGAUGUCCUGGUUAUGGAUGAUGGACUAGUUGGUCCUUGUUCUGGACCUGCUUACUUCUUUCCUUCUGGUUUGCGAUGCUUUAACACUUUUAAAUGUCAAACUUUUCUUUUAAGCUUGAGCCACAGCCUUUGUCUCAGAGAAUACAGGAUUCACCAGUGUAAGCAAUAUAUUAUAUAUACUGUAAGUCAGUGAAUCCUGAUGAAUAUACCAUCAUCCCUGUGUUUUAUAUACCUGAUAGAGUAUAAAAAAGCGUAUCAGCACUGCUCUUCUGAUUACUUCUUAUGUUGACACAAGGUUUAUCGUCAUUUAGACGGUACAGACUACUGAAAUCAGCAGAGUAGGCUUUGGUUUUCUGUAAUUUUUCUGUGUUGGAGCGCCACACUGUGGCAUAAUUGAGAACUGUAGUUAAUGUUUACACAGUAACUUGCAGCUCGAUGUAAGAUUGUUAAAGACUGCUUGCAUGCACAGUUUCAUUACUGUCAGUGGAUUAGGUUCUUGUUUAGUCUUUCAGUAGUUAAUCUUUCUGAAUGUAUUUGUUGGACACAUAAAAAUGUGAAGGACAGCUGCUGACUAAAGUCUUGUCAAGAAAGUUUAAUAAACCUCUAUGAGCUCAACGAA
Oreochromis aureus is the source of this 4162-nucleotide messenger RNA. RefSeq names its product NLR family CARD domain-containing protein 3-like. Gene Ontology annotation, molecular function: metal ion binding; protein binding. The transcript has 9 exons. The record is from RefSeq and is a predicted model, not a curated record. NCBI's taxonomy places the organism in Eukaryota, Metazoa, Chordata, Actinopteri, Cichliformes, Cichlidae. Bases 253 to 3099 code for a protein of 948 amino acids.